This is a messenger RNA of Cyphellophora europaea CBS 101466, 1146 nucleotides long. RefSeq lists its product as uncharacterized. The coding region runs from base 1 to 1146 and encodes 381 amino acids. The record is from RefSeq and is a predicted model, not a curated record. The transcript is spliced from 2 exons. NCBI's taxonomy places the organism in Eukaryota, Fungi, Ascomycota, Eurotiomycetes, Chaetothyriales, Cyphellophoraceae.
AUGUUGAUGCUGCCCUCCGCCGUCACCGGUAUAUCGUCCAAAUAUUCCACGCCAUUUGACUUGGGUCUUCCUCUUGCCCUGGAUCUGUCCGACCUCAAGUUCGCCAUGCCCACCCUCGACGAGCAACAACCAGUGGGCAUGGAAGCACAGCACCCGACUACCGAGAGCCCAUCUCUCGUUGGGUAUCCCAGAUUCUCAAACUUCACCGCCCCCCCAUACGAUCCAUUCUCUUCAACCGGACGCAUGUCGCCAUCAGAUCAUCAAGAGCGCCUUCGCUCCCGAAUGCCUCUGGAACUCCAUAGUGCCACUCGUGGCCUUCCCCGGUCCGUGCCGGGUGAGGGGCUAAGGCCGUUGUCCUUCACGUCGACGACAUCCAGUAUCUACUCGAAUGAGCCACCUGUUUACGCUCAACACGAUCUUCUAGCCCGCUCAAAUCCAGAAGAUCCCUUACGGCGGCAGAGCCAAGAAGGCUAUGGCAAUCGCUCUGACUCACCUACGAAUCGAAGCUACGGUGAAUACGAGAUCGAAAACAGCAAUCGGCGAAGUUCGGAUAUGAGUAGACCAGCCCCACGUUAUCAUACCCGAAGGCGACCGUUCAACCAGGACGAAUUUGAUGGACCGUCGCAACUUCUGCCCUUGCCCCUUCCUCAGCAGGAGCUAGCUCGAUCACAGGAGCUCCCAAGCCUGCCAGUCAAUCUCAAUGUUCAAGAGCAGGACGAAAUCAUGCAGCAUGUCAACGACGUUCUUUCUCAAUGCGCGUUCCAUUUUAUUGCCAAAUACCAGUUCCCUAUUCCUCUCGAGAGGGACAAGCCCAGAGUGAGAGCACCUACGGACCGCGAAUGGACCGAGUGGGCCUACCUUCUGAAGAGACUAGCCACCAAGAGACGCAUUCCUGCCCGCGUGCUAUAUGAAAACCAGAUCAAGCAAUUCGUCACCACGCUUGAGAACUCGAUCGCGGCGCGCGUGAACCGCGACCAGCAGUCGCGAGUACCCAGGGGCGAUAGAUACAUGUUACAGCUUGUGAGUGCGGGCACCCAAGUCGCAAAGAUCCUCAUGGACUCGCAGUCCAUGGAGCAACUCGACAACCUUUACACCCAGACCGAAUCAGUAAUACUCGAACGACGAGCCAGAGCACGCUUCCAGUAA